GAGAGAGAGAGAGAGAGAGAGAGACGAAGAGAAUGGCGUCCACAAGAAUGGCGAAAUCGAAGGGGACUUUCUGUAUCACUCUCUCUUCAGAAAUCUAUCAUACGCCACCAGAAAGAGAAAGAGAGAGAGAGAAAAAUAAAAAUUAAUCAUAUUACUCAAACAUUGCGUUUGAAUCCAGAAGAACAAGCGAUCAUUCGUCUUCUCGAAAGGGUCUUAUAUAGCUCCGUUGAUCGUAACUGCUCAAGAGGGAGCUAUAUCCACAGGAGGGUUGUUACGGGAUGGCUGAAAACGUAAUGGUGGAUUCUCAUGUAUGGGUGGAAGACCCAGAUGUUGCAUGGAUUGAUGGAGUUGUUGUUGAUAUUAAGGGUGACGUAGCUACUGUUAAAACCAAUGAUGACCGUGAGGUUACUGCUAAUUUAUCAAAACUCUAUAUAAAAGACGAUGAGGCUCCUUCAGAGGGAGUAGAGGACAUGACACGGUUGUCUUAUUUGCAUGAGCCUGCAGUUCUCGAGAAUUUGGCUAUCAGAUACGGGCUCAAUGAAAUUUAUACUUAUACAGGAAACAUUCUUAUUGCUGUCAAUCCCUUUCAAGGACUCCCGCAUCUUUAUGAUGUUGCGGUUAUGGAAAAGUACAAGGAAGCCUCGUUCAAAGAGCUGAGCCCUCAUGUUUUUGCAAUUGGUGGCAUUGCAUAUAGGGAGAUGAUCAAUGAGGGCAGGAAUAAAUGUAUAUUGGUAAGUGGUGAAAGUGGGUCUGGAAAGACAGAAACCACUAAGGUGCUCAUGCGUUACCUUGCAUACUUUGGAGGGCAUACUGCAGGUGAAGGAAGGACGGUUGAGAACCAAGUUUUAGAAUCAAAUCCAGUUCUCGAGGCAUUUGGAAAUGCUAAGACUGUUAAGAACAACAAUUCCAGUCGUUUUGGGAAGUUUGUGGAGAUUCAGUUUGAUGACAUUGGUAGAAUAUCUGGGGCAGCCAUCAGAACCUACCUCUUGGAGAGGUCUCGUGUUUGCCAAGUUUCAGAUCCUGAACGUAAUUAUCACUGCUUUUACCUCUUGUGUGCUGCUCCUCCAGAGGAUGUUGAGAGAUUUAAAUUAGGGGAUCCUAAGUCAUUUCGCUAUCUUAACCAAUCUAGCUGCUUCGAACUUGAUGGUGUAAAUGAUGCAGAGGAGUAUCUUGCUACUAGAAAAGCUAUGGAUGUAGUUGGAAUAAGUGAACAAGAACAGGAUGCAAUUUUCAGAGUUGUGGCUGCCAUUCUCCAUCUUGGAAAUAUUGAAUUUUGCAAAGGAGAAGAUGCUGAUUCCUCAUCUCUAAAAGAUGAACAGUCAAUGUUUCAUCUCCAAAUGACGUCAGAAUUGCUCAUGUGUGAUUCCCAUUCCUUAGAAGAUGCUUUGUGUAAGCGUAUGAUGGUCACCCCAGAAGAAGUUAUAAAAAGAAGUCUUGAUCCUCUUGGCGCUGCCGUUAGUAGGGAUGGUUUAGCAAAGACAAUAUACUCUAGACUCUUUGAUUGGUUGGUGAACAAGAUAAAUAUCUCUAUCGGCCAAGACUCGCACUCUAGGCGCUUGAUCGGAGUCCUUGAUAUUUAUGGUUUUGAGAGCUUUAAAGCCAACAGUUUUGAACAAUUCUGCAUUAAUUACACCAAUGAGAAGCUGCAACAGCAUUUCAACCAGCAUGUAUUCAAAAUGGAACAAGGUGAGUAUGAGAAAGAAGAAAUAGAUUGGAGCUACGUGGAGUUUGUUGAUAAUCAAGAAGUCGUGGAUCUUAUUGAAAAGAAGCCCGGUGGUAUUAUUGCUCUUCUAGAUGAAGCAUGCAUGCUACCCAAAUCAACUCCUGAAACAUUUUCGGAGAAGCUGUAUCAAACAUUCAGGGAUCAUAAGCGCUUCAUAAAACCAAAAUUGACUCGAUCAGAUUUUACAUUAGUUCAUUAUGCAGGGGAUGUUCGAUACCAGUCGGAUCAAUUUUUAGACAAAAACAAAGACUAUGUUGUUGCUGAGCAUCAGGAUUUGUUAAAUGCUUCCAAAUGUUCAUUUUUGUCAGGUCUUUUUCCUCCUCUUCCUAAAGAGAGUAGCAAAUCUAAGUUUUCAUCCAUUGGCGCUCGUUUCAAGCUACAAUUGCAACAGCUGAUGGAGACACUGAACUAUACUGAACCGCACUACAUCAGAUGUGUGAAGCCAAACAAUUUGUUGCAGCCAACAGUGUUUGACAAUGCCAAUGUCUUGCAUCAGUUACGCUCUGGGGGUGUUCUUGAGGCCAUCAGAGUGAAAUGCGCUGGAUAUCCAACAAAUAGGACUUUCAUCGAAUUCUUAAAUCGAUUUAUCAUUCUUGCACCGGAGAUUCUGAAAGGAGAGUACGAAGCAGAUGUUGCAUGCAAGUGGAUUUUGGAGAAAAAGGGACUUACAGGUUACCAGAUUGGAAAAAGUAAAGUUUUCCUUAGAGCUGGUCAGAUGGCAGAGCUAGAUGCACACAGAACAAGGGUGCUCGGCGAAGCAGCGAGGAUGAUUCAAGGGCAAGUUAGAACCCGUCUGACAAGAGAACGAUACGUUCUCAUGCGGAGGGCUUCAGUUCAAAUACAGGCUAAUUGGAGAAGAAACAUUGCAGGAAACAUAUGCAGGCACAUGAGAAGGGAGGAAGCUGCCAUCAAAAUUCAGAAAAACUUACGUAGACAGGUUGCAAAGAAAGAGUAUGGAAAGACCAAAUCAUCAGCAGUCACCUUGCAAAGCGGAGUCCGGACAAUGGUUGCACGCCAUGAAUUCCGUUAUAAGUUGAAGUCUAAGGCAGCAACUGUGAUCCAGUCGUACUGGCGUGGUUACAGUGCUAUAUCUGACUACAAGAAACUGAAAAAAGCUUCUCUGGUUUAUCAAAGUAAACUCAGAGGAAGAAUUGCCAGAAAACAGUUGGGACAGUCAAAUCAGGCUGACAAAAAGAAAGAGACAGAACAUGAAAGAGAGGUGGAGCUUUCCAAUAGAGUGGAAGAGGCAGUUGAUAUGUCAAGUGAUGAUGCGGAGAAUGGAGACGAACAGUAUCCGAAAAUCUUCAUCCGAGCAGAUAGUGGACUUGAUAAGUCCUUUGUAGUGCCUUCAGAGCAAAGUGGUGAUGAAGAGAUAGAACAUGAAAGACAGACAAAACAUUCCAUCCUAACAGAGGACGGAACUGAAAAGUCCAUUGUUCUCGAAAAAGAGAAGCCUUAUAAUAACUUUUCUGUUGUAAGCCACAUAACGAAUCCUAUUCGUGAUACAGAAGUUGAGUCCCUCACUGCCGAAGUUGAGAUGUUGAAGGCCUUGUUGGUAGUUGAGAAACAAAGAGCUGACAUUUCCGAGAGAAAAUGUUCUGAAGCCAGAGAACUUGGUGAGAGAAGACGCAAAAGAUUAGAAGAAACCGAAAGAAGAGUUUACCAACUACAAGACUCUUUGAACAGGUUGUUAUAUUCUAUGUCGGACCAAUUCUCGCAACUAAAAUCCAUCUUAAGAUCUCCGUCUAUGUCUUCAACGGUGGCUACAGUGCCAGUUGUACGUGAUGAUCUUGCUGACAGCUCUGAGAACUCUGAAGCUUCCUCAAGUGAUUCUGAUUUCACUUUUCCGGCUCCAUCUACUUCUUCUGCAGAUAAUUCAAAUCUGCAAGUCAUUGUUCAAGAUCUAUCAAGCACAGAAGCCAAAGGUCAGUGGAACAGAGAACUAUGACAAUGAUAAGGAAAGGGGCUUUGAAGAUUACUUUUGAUGAUAAAGCACCGAUUUGAUCUCCUCACCAGAUAUUUUGAAGUGCUGAUAAUUUUGUACUUCAUUGUUGUGCCAGAGGGCAAAUGUUUUAGUUUUGAAAUUAGUUCAGGGUCUGUGUUCAAUGCAUGCAAAAGCUAUGUUUGUUUCUUAAGCUAAUACAAUUGCUACUUAAUUCUAGAAUGAUUAAUUU
This is a messenger RNA of Raphanus sativus (radish), 3897 nucleotides long. RefSeq names its product myosin-16-like. Gene Ontology annotation, cellular component: myosin complex; vesicle; cytoplasm. Bases 279 to 3671 code for a protein of 1130 amino acids. Gene Ontology annotation, molecular function: actin filament binding; microfilament motor activity; ATP binding. The transcript has 26 exons. Gene Ontology annotation, biological process: vesicle transport along actin filament; actin filament organization. The record is from RefSeq and is a predicted model, not a curated record. Lineage: Eukaryota; Viridiplantae; Streptophyta; Magnoliopsida; Brassicales; Brassicaceae.